Bursaphelenchus xylophilus (pine wood nematode) is the source of this 3160-nucleotide messenger RNA. The record is from the annotation of a GenBank genome assembly. Lineage: Eukaryota; Metazoa; Nematoda; Chromadorea; Rhabditida; Aphelenchoididae.
AUGGAUGCGCGCACCGACUUCAGCGGCUGUGGGGUCUGCGGAAAAGCGACAAAAGCGAAACAUUUGGGAACUAAUGUAAGUCUAGGUUCCCUUUUUGCGGUUGUUUUGAAAAAAUUUCGUCACUUUUUUAUAAACAAGUCCUGUAGUUAGUAAUGAAAGUUUCAUAAAUUAAACUUGGCAGUAGAAGGGCUGUAAAGCGGUUAGGGAUGAAAAGUUAUAUCAAAUUUAAGUAUUUAUAUCAGACAUUUAUGCAUAUAAAUAAGUAAACCACGAGAGAGUUGGGCAAACGGGUGUCACUCUAUCUCUUCGUAUAGUAGAUGUUCUUCAUGACUUUUUUUACUCUCUUUUUAACCAUCUAAGGUUGCAAUAGGGCCCUCACCAGGUGGGCCAAAAAAUCGUAUUAUGAUUGCGCCACUUUACACAGAUUUUGUCAUUUCUCUACAAACGGUGGCAAUGCAUUAUCUGACUGCCGGAAAAAUAGUGUUGAUUUGCAGCAGAGAAGUGUCUCGCCUUGCGGCGGUCGCGCCACCAAAUCUUCUGCAGUGGCUAGCCGUCGUAAGGCGACGAUGAGCGAUUCCAAUGCGCGAUGGAUCCACAUUAUUUUCCCGACAGAAUGAUAUAUAAUAAAAUUCAUAGUGCGCCCUGACCGUGCAAGGUGUAAAACUUAAAGUGCUGCAGUCUACAGCCAUUGGUCAUCAAGUAACAAUUCUCGUUCCAGGCGUGCCGCGCUUGCGCCUCGUUUUUCAAACGCGCCGUCAUCGAAAACAAGCGCUACAAGUGCAAAGGAGGCCAAUUCAGCUGCAAUGUCCGCAACUGUAAGCUCCCUGUCCCUUUUAUUUUUUUUCAAAUUUUAGUGGACGACAAAACCCUGCCUUGUAAGGCGUGCAGAUACCUGAAAUGUCAAGAACUAAUGAUUCAAAUAAAUUGUAAGCUUUUGUAACUUGAUGAAUGAAAAGGUUUCGGCCCACUUAAAAGAUGUAUAGGCCGUACAAUUUUAUUGUUUCAGUAAAUGAAACAAUCUACACUCGGAAUGGCCUCUACAGUGGGAACAAUAGAGGCGCCGACUACUCAUCUGUACCUGCCCUUAGACGCAUGGUCGAAGGCUAUGACGUUUAUUGCGACCAUCAGCUCGAGAACAUCAAGAAAAUGCAUCCCAACAUCGACUUCACAAUGGGAACGGUAAUUUUCGCCACUCUUAAGCAUUUUUUGAAAAAAAAUAUUACUAAAGCCAAGUAGUUUCUAUGGCGACAAUGUAUGUAUAAUGUUUACGUAGCAACUGUUUCAAUUUUUUUAGUUCAUUACGCCUCAAAAGCGCUACAUUUUUGAAGCCGAUUGUCAGUCCAUCAAGGGGUUGAUGAGGAUGUUGACUGAGCACUUUGGACCCUUUAAAAAGUUGAGCCAAAAUGAUCGGGUAAGCAGAACCAUCAAUAUUUUCAUAACGAGCAUGGAUGAUUGCCACUGCACCGUGCAUAAAAAACCUAUUUUUGUCGCGGUCCGCACUACGCACAAAGCACUCCGUUUUGCACCGUGCAUUUCACUUGUUUUGUUUUCGCACUGUGCAUAGAAAUAUCGCUGCGACAUAAGCAAGUUUCAUUGUCACCGCGGCGGCGCCAGGAACUUGCACAGUUCAAACGGCUUCUUUGAAGUUUGCACUGUGCAAAAAAGGAUAACGCACUGUGCACUAGCGAUGAGCGUGGGAAAAACUCAGAAUGCACUGUGCGGAAGCAAAAAAUGUUCAUGCACCUUACGAAAAUACGAACAUACCACGUAGAAUUCUUCGCUUCCAGAUCAACGUGUUGUCACUUGCCCACCCGGAGAUUAGAUUUUACCACGAGUGCUGUCUGACGAGUCAGGUCUGUCCCAGCACCACCGAUCCGAAGGUGGUGUUUUCGCCGGUUUACUGGGCCGACCUGACCAAUAUCAACUUCAAGUGGUGGUUUAAGGACUAUCUGAACCCCGACGAGAUGGACUGGUAUUUCAAGUAAGGUCUAUUUUGUUGGCGCUUCUGAUAAACAAAGUCUUUCAAGCGUCGAACAUAGAAGCUUAGAUACGUCAAAAAAUUUUUUUUUUUUUGUGUUCAGAACGGCCCUCAUUCUUCAGUCUGUUGGGAAAAUAUUGAGCAUAAUGUUGCUGCGUCAAUCGCGGCGGUAAAUGAAGAAAAACUUUAUUUUUUCACGACGCGAUUAAUUUUCUGGGCGACGAUGCGAUGCGCAGAAUCGGAAAUUACUGCAACUUCCUUGUUGGUUUACAAAAGUUGAGACUCUUUGUAGAACGAAAAAUGCAUUGCAGUAGUAAAUUACUCCCAAAUUUUCAAGCCGAAAAUCGCAAUAUUUUGACAACUUUAGAAAUCUUGUAUACGCCCUAGGAAAUCCUGCUUCAAAUUUCGACCAGUUUUUAUCCAUUUUUAUUUGCCAAACGGUAAAGACCUUGCCUGUCAGAGACAAAAGAGCUUAUUCUUUGAGAUUUUAUUGUAUUCAGAACCUGUUGCAUAGAACGCUCAAGUCUCUACAACUCGUUUCAGGACGAUAAUGCCGUUGGCCCCGAUGUACGUGGGACUCAUCAACGAGUUCAAAAAGCUCGGGAUGCAAAAAGCGGACGCGGUGGUCCUGAUGUUCUUGGCGUUAUAUAAACACAGUAAGCCAUCACUGCUUUUGCAUUUUUGCGCUUUCUUUAGUUGAGUUCCGCGACCUGCUCUCCAAAGAAAUGAAGGCUUUCAAGGACCGGGUGAUGGCGGAGUGGUCGAUACACUUGAAGCAGCGGUUUGGGGACAAGGCUCCGGAACGGUUGACCAAGUUCAUGAUGUUCUACGGGAAAGUUGAUGUAAGUGUUUUGACUGCCAUGGCUGUCUUAGCCGUUAUGGCUCGCUGGGCCGGCAGCGGUUUUAAAAACAGCGACGAUUGGAGAAAAUAGAAUCAUUUUUCGCUUUUUUGGCUAGGUAAAACCAUACUUUGCUAUCUCGUUCUUACAAAAAGUUUUCUUAUAAUCUCUUUCGACCUGGCAUGCCCUUAUCACUGCAGUCUGUUUUACACAUCCUUUUCAGAAGAUGCACAUGGACACCGCGCACUCCCGCACCCAGCUGAAAGUUCUGCGCAACGGCAAGUCCGACUUUUCCGAUUGCCUCAUCGAAGAGGAGUUGAUGAGGUUGAAGAUUGGAGAGUGA